Molecule: messenger RNA, 2366 nt
Organism: Arachis duranensis
Lineage: Eukaryota; Viridiplantae; Streptophyta; Magnoliopsida; Fabales; Fabaceae
Product: transcription termination factor MTEF18, mitochondrial
Exons: 2
Coding region: 39-1757 (572 amino acids)
Biological process (GO): regulation of DNA-templated transcription; chloroplast organization
Cellular component (GO): chloroplast
Molecular function (GO): double-stranded DNA binding
Source: RefSeq, a predicted model, not a curated record
UAGACAUUGUUACUGUGUUGAUAGGACACCAUGAUUCCAUGAAUACAAUGAUGCAAGGGGAAGGAGAAGUGGAAAACAUUCCGCACUGUACGAUGUUGUUCCUUCACCGCCGUCUAUGCACCACCGCCACCAGAACACUGGUCCCAAACCUCUCAAAGGUUCCUUCAAAGUACAAGAACCUUGCUCUCUCUCAAGCCCAGAAGAUCCUCACUGAUUACCUUCAUUCCACAAGGUCCAUCCCUUAUGCCUUUGCUGAUCAGAUUGCUGCUAAUUCUCACACUUCUCUCUCCAACCUCAUUGCAAAGGUGCGAUUUUCAGCUCCGUCUUUCUCCCACACCCUCAACAAGUUCCUCAGGUACAACCCCAUCAAUGAAUUUGAGUUCUUUUUUGAAAGCAUUGGCAUAAAGUAUAGUCAAGUUCCUAACUUGUUGCCACCCCAUAAGUUUUUCUUCUCUGAAGAUGGCUCCAUUUUGGAUGCUGCUUGUGUGCUCUAUGAAUUUGGGUUCCCUUGGGAUAAGCUUGGUUUGCUUUAUGUGGAACGUUGUUCUGUGUUUAGGUGUAAUACUGAUGAGUUGAAGGGCAGGCUGUGUGUGCUGAAAAGUUAUGGUUUUUGCAGUGUUCAGGUCAUUGGGAUAUGUUUGGCUUUCCCUUUUGUUUUUGGUGAGCAGGGAGGAGUGUUGGAAGCUGAGAUUGAUGGGCUACUUGCUGAUCUCAAGUUGGUUUUUCUGGAUUUUGAUUUGGCAGGGUGUGUUGAGGGGAAUGCAGAUUCUUGGUAUGAGGUAUGUAGGAAAAUUCGGGUUUUUUACAAUUCCAAUGGUGAGAAGGGUAAGAUGGGGGAACUCAUUGGAAGGUAUAAGAAUGUGAUUCUUGAGCAUGGAGAAGAGGAGUUGAUGCAGAACGCUGAGUAUUUUUCUAGGUUUGGUGUCAAGAAGGAGGAAGUAGCUCGAUUGAUCCUACAUGACUCGGAAUUGUUGAAUUUUGAUUUCGAAACGCCGGUGAUCAAUGUAUUGAAGCUGUUGAAACACUUUGGCAUGAGCUCCAAGGAUCUUGAGGAUGUCCAGCAAAACUAUGCUCAUGCAUUGGGAACAAUAAAAAUGGUUAAUUUGCCUAAUGUAAUGAGGGCUUUGGGUUUAAGUAAGUGGUUCUUUAAUAGGAUAAAGGAUGGGAAGCAUCAACUCUUACUGACUUAUGUCACAAGCUUUCCCAAUGAAGACCAAGAUAAAGGAUAUCAAGAUGGUUUAAAGGCGAUUCGUGCUUCGAGAACCCGAGUUCACACCAUGAAUAAACUGAAUUUCUUGCAUGCCUUAGGCUUUGGAGAAACUGCUUUGACCAUGGCUGUCCUAACUUACUUGAAUGGGACUAGCAGCGAGUUACAGGAACGAUUCGAUUGCCUUCUUCAUUUAGGGAUUGAAUUCUCAAAGCUCUCCAAGAUAGUUGCAAUUCGACCUAAGGUUCUAAGCCAACACCCGAAAAUCAUUGAGAAAAAGAUUAAGUUCCUCUAUGAGGAAAUGGGAUCCUCUGUGGAGCUUUUGGACACUUUUCCAGCAUUCUUAUGUUUUGACUUGGAAAAGCGCAUUAAACCUAGGUUCAGAUUCUAUAUGUGGAUGAUAGAAAAGGGUUAUUGUGCCAAAAACUUUUCUAUGGCAACCAUGAUUGCGACCAGCGACAAGAACUUUGUUCCUCAUGCUUUUCGUAUCCACCCAGCUGCUCCGAAACAUUGGUUUGAGCAAUUCUAUCUCCGCAAAUUGCCGGAAUGAUGAAUCUGUACAGAUUUUUAAUACUUGGUUAUAAUUCUUCUUCUGGAGUUGAAGACAAAAACAUUUGAGAUAUUGCUAGAAAACUUGUUACAGAGAUGCAUUUCCUUUGCAGUGGCGGUGAGAUAGACAUCAAGAACAACCUGCAAGUAUCUUGCAUAGUUCUUACUGACAUCCUAUCUCGGAUUUGAGAGAAAGAAACCAUGAAUUUUGUGCACCUUUAGUCAUGCUUCUACAAAGUGAUUAUGUUAGAGGGAGCUAUCAAGACUGGGAAUGGCUUCCUAAACCAUGGAUGUUGGUGCUUGUGGAAGGUGUUGGAGUUGAGAUCAAAUCUUUUCUUUUGAUGGUUAUGGCUCCCAAAAGUAAAAGAAACCUUGUAACUGUGAAUCUGUGAUCAUUCCUGAAAGAAAACAAGCUACCAAGUUCUUCACAAAGUGCAAGCAUUGAUAAUUUGAUAUGAUUGCAAGUAACACUAGGUGGAUCAUUAUGAAUUUAUGGGGUAACUAGAUCAAUUGAGCACUUGUAUAAGGGGCAAAGUAAUUGGCCUACAUUCUCAUCAUUAACCAAAUGCUUCAUUAUGAAAGAGAGAAGCAAGAAAUGUAAAUUGAGCAA